AUGUCUAUUAAUAUUGUCCCCUCGUCGCCCCCCAACCAAACGGUAUCUGCUGCAUCUGCUGUCGCUGCUCCUCAGGAUCACGCUAAGUUCAAUAAUCCUAUCAGACUACCAAUAUCCAUAUCUCUCACCAUUAACGAUACGCCUAACAAUAGCAGCAAUAGUAAUGGUGUCACCAAUGGAUUAGGUAUUUUGCCUUCGCGUACGGCUACUUCAUUAGUCGUGACAAAUAACAGCAGUGACAAUAGCAAUGCGGUAGCAGCAGCAACAGCCGCAGCCACUGUGGAGACGAAUACAACCCCUGCCGUGAGUACUACAAAGAGUAUCCGUCAUUUCAUAUAUCCUCCAAAUCAAGUGAACCAGACGGACUUUUCGCUCGACAUACAUCUUCCACCAAAUACCUCGCUGCCGGAACGGAUAGACCAACCUACUUUGAAACACAGAAUGGACAAGCACGGGCUUUUCAGCAUCAGGCUGACCCCCUUUAUAGAUACUUCUUCCGCCUCUGUUGCUAACCAAGGCCUUUUCUUUGACCCCAUUAUCAGAACUGCGGGUGCAGGCUCACAAAUAAUCAUCGGAAGAUACACUGAAAGAGUGAGGGAGGCAAUUUCCAAAAUCCCGGAUCAAUAUCAUCCCGUAGUGUUCAAAUCAAAAGUGAUAUCCAGGACUCAUGGAUGUUUCAAAGUUGACGACCAAGGAAAUUGGUUUUUAAAAGAUGUUAAGUCUUCCAGUGGAACAUUUUUGAACCAUCAACGUUUGUCUUCGGCGUCUACCACUUCUAAGGACUAUCCUUUACAUGACGGCGACAUCAUACAAUUGGGUAUGGACUUUCGUGGCGGUACGGAAGAGAUAUAUCGUUGUGUCAAGAUGAAAAUAGAGUUAAAUAAGUCCUGGAAAUUAAAGGCCAAUGCAUUUAAUAAAGAAGCCCUAAGUCGAAUAAAAAACUUACAAAAACUAACUACGGGUUUAGAACAAGAAGAUUGCUCCAUUUGUCUGAACAAAAUAAAACCUUGCCAAGCGAUUUUCAUAUCACCAUGUGCGCAUAGUUGGCAUUUCCACUGUGUGAGAAGGCUAGUCAUUAUGAGUUAUCCUCAAUUCAUGUGUCCGAACUGUAGAUCAAAUUGUGAUCUGGAAACCACUUUGGAAUCCGAAUCCGAAUCCGAAUUCGAGAACGAAAAUGAAGACGAACCAGACAUCGAAAUGGAUAUUGAUAUGGACCUAAAUAACAAUUUAGGUGUUCGCCUAGUAGAUUGA
Saccharomyces mikatae IFO 1815 is the source of this 1251-nucleotide messenger RNA. RefSeq names its product ubiquitin-conjugating protein DMA1 (gene DMA1). The record is from RefSeq and is a predicted model, not a curated record. The transcript has a single exon. Gene Ontology annotation, cellular component: cytosol; mitotic spindle pole body; ubiquitin ligase complex. NCBI's taxonomy places the organism in Eukaryota, Fungi, Ascomycota, Saccharomycetes, Saccharomycetales, Saccharomycetaceae. Gene Ontology annotation, molecular function: ubiquitin protein ligase activity; protein binding. Gene Ontology annotation, biological process: protein ubiquitination; negative regulation of septation initiation signaling; mitotic spindle assembly checkpoint signaling. Bases 1 to 1251 code for a protein of 416 amino acids.